Porites evermanni is the source of this 306-nucleotide messenger RNA. The record is from the annotation of a GenBank genome assembly. NCBI's taxonomy places the organism in Eukaryota, Metazoa, Cnidaria, Anthozoa, Scleractinia, Poritidae.
AUGAUUGCUCGGUAUUGCUUAUCUCUUGCAGCCAAAUCACCAUCCUGCGAUGAGGAGUUGAGAAAUAGCAACAUUCUGGUAUUGCCAAGACAGAGAACGCUAAGAGACUACAAUAACUUUGCCCAGCAGAAAAGGGGAUUCCAAGGUCAUGUAAUGGAAGAGUUGCAAAGUUUGACUAACAUUUAGUUUGAUGUGCAAGACUAUGUUGUAUUAUUAUUUUAUGAAAUGAAAAUCAACUCCAACCUAGUAUUGGACAAGGUUACUGGCGAGUUAAUUGGCGGAGUGGAUCUUGGUACCUCGCAGUGA